CAGGGGCGGAGGCGGUGGCCAGGGAGGAAGCGGAGGAGGCGGAGGCGGCCGUGGCGUUAGUCCACCUGCCUGUUCCCUUGGUUUCCCCGCCCCCUCCAGUCUCGCCACCACCGAAGGGGCCUGGGUGCGCACUGUCGCAACCUGCCCUCACUCCGGCUGGCGACUGUAAGAUCUGACCCGCAUCCAGACCAACCUCCUUGACGGGGCGGCUUCGGCGCGGGCUCCUCGGGACAUAGGCAGGCGGCCGGGGCGCCUGAAGGUUACUGAGUGUAUGAACGCCUAGAGUCUCCCGCGCUGCCCCGCCUGCCAGCCCGCCGGCCAGCCCGCCCGCUAGCCCGCCAGCCCCUCGGCACCCGGCGGCGGCGGCGGCGGCGGCGGCAACGGCCGCAGGAGGCGCAGUCUCCCUCCCAGGUGCGCGCUUCGCUCCCAGAACCGCGGGACUCGGCGGCCGCCAUGGCGUCCAACAUGGACAGGGAGAUGAUCCUGGCGGAUUUUCAGGCAUGCACGGGCAUUGAAAAUAUUGAUGAAGCUAUUACAUUGCUUGAACAAAAUAAUUGGGACUUAGUGGCAGCUAUCAAUGGUGUAAUACCCCAGGAAAAUGGCAUUCUACAAAGUGAAUAUGGAGGUGAGACCAUGCAAGGACCUGCAUUUGAUCCAGUAAGUCAUUCAUCUUCAGCAUCAGCUCCGUCUUCCUCCUCAGCAUUUCGACCUGUAAUGCCAUCUAGGCAAAUCGUAGAACGGCAGCCUCGGAUGCUGGACUUCAGAGUUGAAUACAGAGACAAAAAUGUUGAUGUGGUACUUGAAGACAGCUGUACUGUUGGAGAGAUUAAACAGAUUCUAGAAAAUGAGCUUCAGAUACCUGUGUCUAAAAUGCUGUUAAAAGGCUGGAAGACUGGAGAUGUGGAAGACAGUACGGUCUUAAAAUCGCUACACUUGCCAAAAAACAACAGUCUUUACGUCCUUACACCUGACUUGCCACCACCUUCAUCAUCUAGUCACGCUGGUGCCCUGCAGGAGUCAUUAAAUCAAAACUUCAUGCUGAUCAUCACCCACCGAGAAGUCCAGCGGGAGUACAACCUGAACUUCUCAGGAAGCAGUACCAUUCAAGAGGUAAAGAGGAAUGUAUAUGAUCUUACAAGUAUCCCUGUUCGCCAUCAGUUAUGGGAGGGCUGGCCAACUUCUGCCACAGAUGACUCCAUGUGUCUUGCUGAAUCUGGCCUCUCAUAUCCCUGCCACCGACUUACAGUGGGAAGAAGAUCUUCACCUGCACAGACUAGGGAGCAGUCUGAGGAGCAAAGCACCGAUGUUCAUAUGGUUAGUGAUAGUGACGGAGAUGACUUUGAAGAUGCAACAGAAUUUGGAGUAGAUGAUGGAGAAGUUUUCGGCAUGGCAUCAUCUGCUCUGAGAAAAUCUCCAAUGAUGCCAGAAAACGCAGAAAAUGAAGGAGAUGCCUUAUUACAAUUUACAGCAGAGUUUUCUUCAAGAUAUGGUGACUGCCAUCCUGUAUUUUUUAUUGGCUCAUUAGAAGCUGCUUUUCAAGAGGCCUUCUACGUAAAAGCCCGAGAUAGAAAGCUUCUUGCUAUCUACCUCCACCAUGAUGAAAGUGUAUUAACCAACGUGUUCUGCUCACAAAUGCUUUGUGCUGAAUCCAUUGUCUCUUAUCUGAGUCAAAAUUUUAUAACCUGGGCUUGGGACCUAACAAAGGACGCCAACAGAGCAAGAUUUCUGACAAUGUGCAAUAGACAUUUUGGCAGCGUUGUUGCACAAACCAUUCGGACUCAAAAAACAGAUCAGUUCCCACUUUUCCUGAUAAUUAUGGGAAAGAGAUCAUCUAAUGAAGUGUUAAAUGUGAUACAAGGAAACACAACAGUGGAUGAGUUAAUGAUGAGACUCAUGGCUGCAAUGGAGAUCUUCACUGCCCAACAACAGGAAGAUAUAAAAGAUGAGGAUGAACGUGAGGCCAGAGAAAAUGUGAAGAGAGAGCAAGAUGAAGCCUAUCGUCUUUCACUUGAGGCUGACAGAGCAAAAAGGGAAGCUCAUGAGAGAGAGAUGGCUGAACAGUUUCGUUUGGAGCAAAUUCGUAAAGAGCAAGAAGAAGAACGUGAGGCAAUCCGGCUCUCCUUAGAGCAGGCCCUACCUCCAGAGCCAAAUGAGGAAAAUGCUGAGCCUGUGAGCAAACUACGGAUCCGGACCCCCAGUGGCGAGUUCUUGGAGCGGCGUUUCCUGGCCAGCAAUAAGCUCCAGAUUGUCUUUGAUUUUGUAGCUUCCAAAGGAUUUCCAUGGGAUGAAUUCAAGUUACUGAGCACCUUUCCUAGGAGAGACGUAACCCAGUUGGAUCCAAAUAAAUCAUUGCUAGAGGUAAAGCUGUUCCCUCAAGAAACCCUUUUUCUUGAAGCAAAGGAGUAAACGCCCAGCAGUAGAAGCAGCCAUUCCGUGACAAGUCACAGGCCUGCAUCAAGAGAAGGGCUCCUCGCCAACCCCCACACACGCUCGUCUCACUCAAUUCAGUGUCACACUUCUGCCUCUUGCAAGAUUGCUGGAAACAAAAGUAAUAAUAAAGAAAGCUACUUAAAAUUUCCCAUC
Messenger RNA from Chrysochloris asiatica (Cape golden mole), 2583 nucleotides. RefSeq names its product Fas (TNFRSF6) associated factor 1 (gene FAF1). Bases 454 to 2406 code for a protein of 650 amino acids. The record is from RefSeq and is a predicted model, not a curated record. Lineage: Eukaryota; Metazoa; Chordata; Mammalia; Afrosoricida; Chrysochloridae. Gene Ontology annotation, molecular function: NF-kappaB binding; ubiquitin binding. The transcript is spliced from 19 exons. Gene Ontology annotation, cellular component: endoplasmic reticulum; nucleus.